This is a messenger RNA of Pneumocystis murina B123, 1973 nucleotides long. RefSeq names its product mRNA surveillance protein pelota. Bases 398 to 1246 code for a protein of 282 amino acids. NCBI's taxonomy places the organism in Eukaryota, Fungi, Ascomycota, Pneumocystomycetes, Pneumocystales, Pneumocystaceae. The transcript is spliced from 6 exons. The record is from RefSeq and is a predicted model, not a curated record. Gene Ontology annotation, cellular component: cytoplasm. Gene Ontology annotation, biological process: ribosome disassembly; nuclear-transcribed mRNA catabolic process, no-go decay; RNA surveillance.
UUAAAUUGAAAUUAAAAAAUAUUUAGUUAUAAAAAUAAGUAUUCUUUAGGAGAUUUAGUAAGGUUUAUAUGAAGCUCAUAAAGAAGAAUAUUGCUAGGGAUUCUUCUGGAACAGUUAUUUUAUAUCCCGAAGAACCUGAGGAUAUGUGGCACACAUAUAAUCUAAUACAAGAGGGAGAUCGUGUUAAGUCUUUUACUGUUAGACGUAUACAAAAUGAAUCAUCUAUAGGAUCUAUAACAUCUGAAAGAGGGAGAUUCAUAUAAUAUUAAUUACUUAUUUAUAACUUUUUUUAGUGAAAUUAACAUUAGAAUUGAUUGCAAAAAAAAUAGACUUUGAUUCUCAAGUAUCUCAAGUACAUAUAAAUGGUACAGUUUCAGAGGAAAAAAAAUAUAUUAAGAUGGGAUCUUAUCAUACAUUAGAUCUAAAACUUCAUAGCAAUUUUACAUUAACAAAACAAGAAUGGGAUAGUAUAGCAUUAGAAAGAUUAGAUGAAGCAUGUGAUCCUAAUAAAAGAGCAGAAAUAGGAGCGGUUGUAUUACAAGAAGGAUUAGCAAAUGUAUGUUUAAUUACAGAAUAUAUGACAAUCUUACGGCAACGGAUUGAAAUUCAAAUACCUCGAAAGCGCAAAGACAAUGCUUCAGAUUAUCAAAAGGGUAUAAACAAAUUUUGUGAGACAGUAAUGCAAGCAAUCUUACGAUCAUUUGAUUUUACAAAUUUAAAAGUAGUAUUAGUAGCAUCUCCGGGAUUUAUAAGUGAAACAUUAAUAAAAUAUAUAUUUGAUGAAGCAGUUAAAACCGAUAAUAAAACACUUUUACAGUCACGUUCUAAAUUUCUUCGACUACAUUGUUCUAGUGGGCAUAUGCAUUCAUUAGAUGAAGUUUUAAAAUCACCAAACAUAUCAACAAAGUUAGCAGAUACAAAAUUUGUUCAAGAAACAACAGCAUUAGAUAGAUUUUACAAAAUAUUACACAAUGAUGAAGAAAAAGCAUGGUAUGGUAUUAAAGAAGUAUCUUGGGCAAUAGAAUGUAAAGCUGUUGAAACUCUUUUAAUUUCAGACAUGCUUUUUAGAAGUAAUAAUAUUAAUGAGAGACAAUAUUAUGUAAAAUUAGUAGAAACAGUAAAACAAUAUGGAGGAAAAGUAUUAAUAUUUUCAAGUUUACAUGAAUCAGGGAUUCAACUCAAUCAAUUAACGGGAAUUGCUGCAAUUUUAACUUUCCCAAUAAAUAUGGUUAAAAAUAAUGAAUAAAAAAUCUAUCAACGUCUUGUUUGAAGGUACCAAACAUAUUGUCCAUUUCGAUAUCGUAAAAUAUCUUGUAAGACUCCAUUAAUCAAACCAAGAGAGCUUGUUAAAUAAAAAAUACGAAGUGUCAUUGUGUAAGAAAAUUGAUGUACAUAAGAAAAUAUUAACCCGCUUAAUACAGACGCAAGUACCGUAUUUCCUGCAUCUAUACAUUUACGAACAUAAUCUAAUAUAUACUCCAUACCGAGAUAAAUAUUCACCCAUAAAGAAGUUCGAAAUGCAUAUUUUAAACCCACUUUUAUGCCACCCAACAUAACACUAAAUUUUAAAUAUAUAAAUUAAAAAAAUAAAUUAGAAAUGUUACUAAUAAUUUUUUGUUUUAUGAUAAAAAUACCAUCCUUGAACAGUUUGGGGUAAACGAUGUGCAUUUUCUACAAGGAACUGCUUGCCAUUAAUUAUUAAUAAUAAAAGCUAAAAUAAAAAACAUACACGAAGCCCACUUUUUUUACCUCCUACGAUUGAACCUAAAGUAAAAGAUAAAAAGGAACUAACAGAUGUAUAAAGAAUAAGUCGUGAUAUGAGUGGUAAAUUUAAACGAUCGUCAUUCAUAUAAAUCAAGAUUUCUUUAAAAAAUGUGGAUAUUAAAAGCGAAACAACAAAAAACAACGGUUUUUCUAACGGCAAAGCCGAAUGACUCUUUAAAAACAUUAAAACAGGAAUUACGAAAAGCACU